GAACGACGCGCGUUCUCGUCUGCGAAGCUGUUAAAUUUGCGGCUCACGCAUCUCUCGAUCCAUCCACCAGCCAUGCGGCACUCUGCCCUCGACUUUGUAGUCUCGCAGUGGAAGACUCUGGAGCUCGUGGUCAUACCCGAUCUCGCUGGGAAGACUGUCGUUGUCAUUGAAGCCAAUACAGGCCUGGGAUUCGAGGCGGCGGAACACUUCGCGCGGAUGGGCCCGGGGAAGCUUAUUCUGGGAUGUCGGAGUGAAGCCAGAGGCAGCGCAGCGCUCGAAAAGCUGAAGCAGGACACCGGUUACGCUACUGCAAAGCUCUGGAUCAUCGAUCUGGCUGACUUUGCUUCGGUGACCUUGUUCGCCGAUCGAUUCGA
This is a messenger RNA of Mycena citricolor, 374 nucleotides long. The record is from the annotation of a GenBank genome assembly. Lineage: Eukaryota; Fungi; Basidiomycota; Agaricomycetes; Agaricales; Mycenaceae.